CCACAAACACACAGAAACGUAUUGAAUAUCACUUCGAAUAUCGCUGAAAAGGAAAAUACAUAAAAUUGAUUGUGUUGUGCAAAGUGAAAGAGGAAGGCAAAAUCAAAACAUGUGAAAGAGUGGAAUGCCCAAAACAAACUUGAGCAACAAAAAGUAAAAAAUAAAACAUCCAACAACAAAUCAAACAAGUCAGAAACCGCCUAAAAAUUAAAUUACAACAAAUUUUGUCUGUGUGUGAGCAAAAAAUUAUGCCAGCCAUUUAAAUAGCUAAUACAAACACAUACAUAUAUGUACAUAUGCAUAAGUUUUGCUCAAAACAAUAACAACAACAACAAAAUUCGUUAGCCUACCAAAAGUGAAACAAGUGCGUGCCAUUUAACAACAACAACAAUCACAAAAAGAGCCAAGUCGGAGCAACUCAGCAACUUAGAAUUUCCAAUUUCAACUCAACUUAAGCGGAGCAUAUUCGAGUUACGAGAGCGAGUCUGCACCAAACCGCAAAGCUGCAACUCCACAACGAUCUGUACGCCAUCAUGGACGGCUAUGCGCAUGAAUGGCCGACGCCGCCACGCACAGACAACAGUGCUCUGCACAUGGAUCACUUAGUGGGGGACUUGCCCAGCGAUGCGGGCUUUGAACCUCAAACACGCGCCAGAUCAAAUACAUGGCCCUGUCCAAGACCCGAGAACUUCGUUGAACCCGUCGAUGAGUUGGACAGCACGAAGGCAAGCAAUCAGCAACUGGCCACAGGAGACUCACAACAGGCUAUACAAAAUGCGAACGCGGCCAAAAAGAAUUCAUCGCGUCGCAAUGCAUGGGGUAAUCUAUCCUAUGCGGAUCUCAUAACUCACGCCAUCGGCUCGGCCACGGACAAGCGGCUGACACUGAGCCAAAUCUAUGAAUGGAUGGUACAGAAUGUGCCAUACUUUAAGGAUAAGGGCGAUUCGAAUAGCAGCGCUGGCUGGAAGAACUCCAUACGUCACAAUCUGUCGCUCCACAAUCGCUUUAUGCGCGUACAGAACGAAGGUACCGGCAAAUCGUCCUGGUGGAUGUUGAACCCAGAAGCCAAGCCUGGCAAAUCGGUACGUCGUCGCGCCGCCUCCAUGGAAACCUCACGCUAUGAGAAGCGCCGAGGACGGGCCAAAAAACGCGUCGAGGCUCUGCGUCAGGCUGGCGCGGUGGGCCUCAAUGAUGCCACGCCCUCGCCCAGCAGCAGCGUUAGCGAGGGUCUUGAUCAUUUUCCUGAGAGUCCACUGCACAGCGGCGGCUUUCAAUUGUCGCCGGACUUUCGUCAACGCGCUUCAUCUAAUGCCAGUUCCUGUGGACGCCUCAGUCCCAUACGCGCGCUGGAUCUCGAGCCCGAAUGGGGCUUCCCGGUCGACUAUCCCAACCAGAUGACGCAGGCGCAGGCCAAAGCACUGGACCAGCUGGCGGGCUCGAUGGCGGAUGAGUUGAAAUUGCACGACAUGUUGCAACAGCAAGGAUUCAGUGCCGCCUCGGGCAUACCCACACAGCCCCCGCCACCGUAUCAGCCGCCGCAGCAGCAGCAGCAGCAACAACUGCAACAGGGCUACACGCUCAAUGGGCCAGUAAAUGCACAGGGCUACGGCGGCCUGCUUCCCCAGACCCAACAACAACAGCAGCAGUGUUUACUGCACCGCUCGCUCAACUGUAAUUGUCUGCACAAUGCCCGAGAUGGCCUGUCGCCAAACUCAGUCACCACUACAAUGUCGCCCGCGUAUCCCAACAGCGAACCCUCCUCGGACUCGCUCAACACCUACAGCAAUGUCGUCCUAGAUGGCACGAACAGCUUAGCAGCGGACAAUGGCGUUCUCUUGGUGCAGCAGCAGCAGCAGCAGCAACAGUCUCAGCAGCAGCAGCAGCUCAGCUCAAAUUUAGAAGAUAAUAACUGCGCCUCUACUUUGAUAGGACAAUGCCUGGAAGCAUUAAACAACGAGGCGCAACAAAUUGACGAAUUUAAUUUGGAGAACUUCCAAGGCGGCCUCGAGUGCAAUGUGGAGGAGCUGCUGCAACAGGAGAUGAACUAUGACGGCUUGCUGGACAUCAACAUACCGCUGGCCACGGUGCCCGCUCCAAAUGUGAUCUUAGCCAACAAUAGUACAACAACAACGAGCACAACGCUUAAUCCAGCCCUGGCUACAGCCGUCAGUAGCGGCAGCAGCAGCGCUGCACAGUUGAAUCAGUUGUUGCAACAACAACAACAGCAACAACAUCAACAACAACAGCAACAGGUGUUGCUGAACAACAACAACAACAGCUUGGAGCUGUCGGCACAAACGCAGAGCACAAAUCUGAAUGCGGCACGCGUAGUGCAAUAUUCACAGCCCAGUGUUGUCACCUCACCGCCAUCCUGGGUACAUUAGAGUCGCCUCUAGGAGCCAGGGAACGAGUGUGUUUGUGUUCAGUUACUACGCUUGCAGCUUUGUUGUACUUGUAUUUGUUAAUUUGUCAUUGUCGUCGUUGAAACGCUUCGAACAUUUAAGCCACCAGGGCAAGGACUAAAUCUAAGGACAAUAGUGUAAAAUUUAAGCAAGCCGAGCGGGAGCAGCGGCAGCAGCAUCAAGAGCAAGAGCAAGAGCAGGAGCGGAAGCAGCAGCUGGCCGCCACUACAGUUUACAAAGAUAAAUCUGGUCGUUUCUAAUUUAAAGUAAACAUACAUACAUACAUAUAUACGUAUAAUAUACACAACAAAAAAGAAGAAAUACACAGCAAAGUAAAUGCAUAAUAACAUACCAAGUAGUAACCAAUAAUUAGCGCUUACAAUUAGAAAAAUUCUUUGAGGAAAACAUAUACAAAAUUGUGUAACGAACGUAAUUAGAAGAGCAAGAAAGAAAAAAUACAAACAACAAUUAACAAAUAUAUGUACUAGUAGAGCACUUUCUUUGAAAGAAAAUUCAACAUAAAAUGGUAGCAAAUAAGUCACAUUUUGUAAAUAUUAAUUGUAAUACCCUUGACGUUAUGGAAUAAAAGCAAACGUAAAACGUAAACGUAAAUAUAAUGAUACUAAAUAUUACCAAGCAAACAAAACUUAACAACAAAUUAGCACAAUUAUGUAAUAAUGUAUGCCUAAUGUAUUUAAUUGUAAAUUUUCUAUUAAAAUAAAUGAGAGAAAUCUUCAAACUACGCUAGACACGAGCAACGUGUGAGCGCAUUGAAUACGUAACUUCCUCUAGUACUACGAUACAUAGUUAGCUGAGGGCCGCUGGUAGCUGGUCUAUUAAAUUUUCAGUUUUCUCCUAAUAAAUAAUUUAAAAGAAAAACAAUAAAAAUGAAGAGCAACGCAAACUUUUUGGUUAUGAGCUAAAAACCUAUUGAAUGUAAUUCAUAGAAGUCUAUUGUUAGAAAAUGUAAAUGUUGCUAGGCAAAAAGGAAAAAACAAGAGAAUAAAAAAUCUUAAAAGAACGACUAAAAAUAUUAAACAUAAUGCAUACAAAAAUCUAAACUACACUAUAAUUACAAAUAUAUGCGCAUAUUUGUGUACUAUUACGGGCUAAAUGUUAAUG
Scaptodrosophila lebanonensis is the source of this 3524-nucleotide messenger RNA. RefSeq names its product forkhead box protein O (gene foxo). The record is from RefSeq and is a predicted model, not a curated record. Gene Ontology annotation, cellular component: nucleus. The coding region runs from base 534 to 2384 and encodes 616 amino acids. The transcript has 11 exons. Gene Ontology annotation, molecular function: DNA-binding transcription factor activity, RNA polymerase II-specific; RNA polymerase II cis-regulatory region sequence-specific DNA binding. NCBI's taxonomy places the organism in Eukaryota, Metazoa, Arthropoda, Insecta, Diptera, Drosophilidae. Gene Ontology annotation, biological process: regulation of transcription by RNA polymerase II.